CCGGCAUUUAAGUCUGAUUCAUGGCAGCGUUUUUGUCAGUUGUCAGCCGGCUUCGGGACUGUUCAGUUGCAGCUGCAACGUGGUAUCGAGGCACUGUCGGCCAGUUAGUGUUUCAGCGCUACCGCACCCUCGGUUGCUAAUUUUACCAUUUAAACUAUUCGCACAUAUUUCCUUUGCAACGCUUCAGCAACCCAGCUAGGAUGUCGACCUUUCUUCAGUUUAUAGUCGCCGGUUUGGUUUUGGGAUGCGUGGGAUUUGUGCAAGCCGGCAUUGAUCUGGGCUCCCGCGGCAUGGUCUGCAAUCCACCGCUGAAAUUCUCCGGGAAGGAAAACCAGAAAGCCUGCUUCGCCAAGUGCGAGAAGAACCGCAAUUGUCUGGCCGCCGUUUUCGACAGCGACGUGAAGAAAGACACCUGUGCGAUCGUGGAGAAGGGCGCCAAAUGCGGACCCAGCAUCGACAAUUACUCGUUUAAAUCCAACCAUCAUCAACUGUACGCUAACAUCCCCACACCCAAAUACACCAUGGUCGAGGAUCUGACCGUGGAGGGCUCCGAUGUGGCCGAGAUCAAAUCCGGAGAGGAGCGGAGCUUUACGGCGUACGGCGGCGCCAUCGGGGUCAAUGAGGAGGAGUGCGGGAUGCUGUGCGCGCUGUACAGCGGCUGCAAUGGGUACACCAUCGGGGCAGACGGGGUCAGCCACAUGGGCGGCAACUGCCGGCUGAAGAGCUUCACCAAGCCGGUGGUCAACGGGAAGGACGGGAAAUGCUUGAAGAAUAAGGAGGGCCGCGGUGGCCGACCGUCGGGUCGAACCUACUUUGCCAAACCGGAGCACGUGCCCAAGCAAAAAUGCUGAUUAGUCUUAUUAAUCUUACUGAGCAAACUUCUACGUAUUUCGUUAAAAGCAGAUUACGUGGCCAAAAAAAUAACUUCGGUUUUGUCCAGAAUUAACUGAAUGCGGCAGCGAGCAGAGAAGUUGCAGAAGUGAUAACCGUCAAUUGAACGGAGAAGCCACUCCUCACAGAUUACUAAUCUGUGAAGAGUGGCUUCUUUCGACUCGCACAGGAGUGAGUUAGCUGCUCAUUGCCUAUUUCAACUGCAUAGAGCCUGCCGCAAAAAAACCGUAAUACUCGUUGCUCCUUGCAGUAUAAAACGGUGUUAUUGGUAGUACAAUUGUGGCUAUAUGGCUGUCCUGGUUGAUAGGCAAUAGCGGAAGAUGGCAUUAACCAACCGUGCUCGCAAUAAAGCAGCAGCUAUUAGCAA
Messenger RNA from Paramacrobiotus metropolitanus, 1258 nucleotides. RefSeq lists its product as uncharacterized. Lineage: Eukaryota; Metazoa; Tardigrada; Eutardigrada; Parachela; Macrobiotidae. The record is from RefSeq and is a predicted model, not a curated record. The transcript is spliced from 3 exons. Bases 201 to 851 code for a protein of 216 amino acids.